AAAGAAGAAUAAAUAUCAAUGGGAGGAGGAAACCAAACUUACGUCAUUGAAUUUAUUCUGCUGGGACUCUCAGAGGAUCCUAAAAUCCAAAUCUUGCUAUUCUGUGUUUUCCUGAUCAUCUAUCUCCUCUCUGUAUUUGGAAACCUGCUGAUUAUAAUCCUUAUCCAAACUGACUCUCAUCUUCAUACCCCCAUGUACUUUUUCCUCCAAAACUUAUCCUUUGCUGACCUCUGUUUCUCUACAAGCAUUGUGCCCCAGAUGUUGGUUCACUUCCUUUCAAAAAGGAAAACCAUUACCUUUAUUGGAUGCUCAAUACAGAUAGUGGUCUUUCUCCUGGCAGGGUGUACAGAAUGUGCUCUUCUGGCAGUGAUGUCCUAUGACAGGUAUGUAGCUGUCUGCAAGCCCCUGCACUACACCACCAUCAUGACUCACAGGGUUUGUGUCCAGUUGGCUGUGGUUUCCUGGAUAAGUGGGGCAUUUGCAUGUUCAGUGGACAGUGCAUUUACACUGAGCAUCCCUUAUCAGGGACAGAAUGUAAUAAAUCACUACUUCUGUGAGCCACCUGCCCUCCUAAAGCUGGCUUCAGAAGACACCUAUAGUGCUGAGAUGGCUCUGUUUUUAGUGGGAGUGAUUAUCCUUUUAGCUCCUGUCUCUCUCAUCCUUAUCUCAUACUUCAACAUCAUCUCCACUGUGAUCCGGAUGCAGUCUGGGGAGGGAAGGCUCAAGGUCUUUUCGACCUGUGGAUCUCACCUCACUGUUGUGAUUCUCUACUAUGGCUCUGGAAUAUUUGCCUACAUGAGACCCAACUCCAAGACAAUGAGUGAAAAGGACAAGGUUAUCUCUGUGUUUUAUUCAGUUAUGACUUCCAUGUUGAAUCCAAUUAUCUAUAGUCUUAGAAACAAAGAUGUGAAAGGAGCCCUAGGAAAACUGGUCAGAAGACUGUGUAUAGUCAAAGCUGGUGAUGCAGACAUUUAA
Messenger RNA from Chionomys nivalis (European snow vole), 975 nucleotides. RefSeq names its product olfactory receptor 2D3-like. The record is from RefSeq and is a predicted model, not a curated record. Gene Ontology annotation, molecular function: G protein-coupled receptor activity; olfactory receptor activity. Lineage: Eukaryota; Metazoa; Chordata; Mammalia; Rodentia; Cricetidae. The transcript has a single exon. Gene Ontology annotation, cellular component: membrane. Gene Ontology annotation, biological process: G protein-coupled receptor signaling pathway. The coding region runs from base 19 to 975 and encodes 318 amino acids.